Rhipicephalus microplus (southern cattle tick) is the source of this 2030-nucleotide messenger RNA. RefSeq names its product trafficking kinesin-binding protein milt (gene milt). Gene Ontology annotation, molecular function: myosin binding. The record is from RefSeq and is a predicted model, not a curated record. NCBI's taxonomy places the organism in Eukaryota, Metazoa, Arthropoda, Arachnida, Ixodida, Ixodidae. Gene Ontology annotation, biological process: mitochondrion distribution; protein targeting; vesicle transport along microtubule. Gene Ontology annotation, cellular component: mitochondrion; cytoplasmic vesicle.
AUGCUGCUCACUAUGCCAGCACACCUGAAUCACGAGCAGGUGCGGGUCUUUCUACCGGGGUGGCCAACCAAGCUGCUUCGAACCCGGGCCUCCCUGAAGCAGCACCAUGGCUGGCUCUGGUGCUGGGUGCAACGACCAGGCUGGGAGCCCGAAGCACCCUGGCUGCGGCUGCAGGCCUGCCUCAGCAAGCUGAGUGGCAGCAGUGGCGAAAGUCGGACACCCAGUGUGUUGCUACGAACGCAGCAGCAGCUACAGAAGCAGCAGGACAAGCCGGUCCCUGGCACUCCGCCGUCUUCUCCCGUGAUGCAGCGUCGCGGAGUCACCAGGCUUCUGCGUUCUUACCGAGCUUUGUCGCAGUGUUGUUCGCCGGCACGACCAUCAAGGCUAGGAAUUGUCCACGAGGUCGGUGGCACUAUGACACAGCCAUGCACAGCGGACUCAUUGCAGGCGUGCAAUGAUUCAAUGGCGGUCGACAGCUAGGGACAGUAUCACUAGUGCCUUAGGAAAGCUGGUUAUAUUAUUUUAAUUGCAAUGAUAUUUAUGCAUUGUUCGAAAGUUGGCUUAAUUCCAUAGAAAUGUUAAUUGAGGGUAGGCAGAAGGAACCCUGCGGCACACAGUGGAGGUCACCUAGUGGAAAGAUGUCUGUGUAGACUGUUCUAGGAGCGUACUGCUCUGAGGUCAUUGGACGACGAUAGGCACCUGCAGUUUCUUUGUAUGUGUGACAUCAAUUUUUUACUCGUGUGCCAAAAUGCUAGCUGAAUAAUUAUUUUGUGACUUUUUCUUAGUGCUGAACUAUAACAGACAGAAAAAUGUUGUGCACUGCUCGCAGGAAUACUACGAGCCCUAUUUUUUAGUUGUGAACCCUUCAUAAAAAAUAAACAUGUGAAUCGGACUUGUGCAAAUGGACCCAAGGGAGAAGCAACAAUGUUCCUGUGCAUCGACAUGCUUCGGCCACAGGGCUGGAAUGGCGGACCGCUCAUGUGCACAGCACAGAAUCAGUGCACCUCUCCAGGAACUGGCACGCACCUUCACCAUGUCAGACAGGCCCUGUGCGAAUUGCUCGUCUAUCAUAAUAGUCUGCAUCAGAAUGAUGUCUUAGCAUAUAAAAUCUCGGAAAGUGUUUUUAAGCAACCAGAGUCAGGAAUACAGACAGUUAAGUUCGGAAGAGGUUUUCAUUUUAGCACUAAGCAUUGUACUGCAGUACAAGCAUGAAUUCUUUAUUGCUCAUGCACAACAGACAAAGUAGCAAUAUUCAUCUGUAAUUUGAAAAUGAUGGAUAUCUAUUUGUGAUUGACAAACAUACAUCAGAAACUGCUGUAUAAACUGACAUAUGAACCUAAUGUCGCUGAAUUCAUUUGAUAGCAAUCUGCACAUUACUGUUGAGCUCAUUGACCACAUUGUUUGCAUUAUCAUGUCAUUUGCAGGUUUGUUUUAUAAGGUCGCUUCUACAAAGAUGUAACACAAAGCUUUAUGGUUGAGCUUAGUGAGAAUAACCGGUUUAAUCCGGACAGGGGUGAAACAGCUGUGCCAAUGUCCGCCAAACAUGCUUAUUUGUGCCACCCUGCUCUAAACCGCUGUUGCACCAAACUCGUUUAUCAGUGUCGUACUGAGCACCCUAAUGUAGCCACAAAGUGCCACAGCUAUCAAGCCCCUGUGCAAGAAGACGUGGCUGAAAAGUCCUGCUUUUCAUUAAGGUUGUUGAACAGCAGCUUUGUAGUUUGAUUAUUAAAGACGCGAUAGGUGUUGCUGGCGUGCUCUAUAUUGGCAGGCAUUGGCGCAGAUAGCUCCUGAACAUUUUCUGCGCUCUCGAUUCAAAGUGACUUUGUGAGAAAAGCAUCUCUCUCUGGUGCUGCCAUAUGCUCUCAUACCAGUGUUUUCUAAAGUUAUGCAACAUCGGAUCAGAAAAAGUUGCAUACCUGCCAGCUUCACAAUUUGUUGCCCAUGGAGAGAUUUAUUUUUUUUAACUUGAUAGCAGCAUCCAGAAAAGCAGAAAUGGUGACGGCAACAGUAUUCAAAAGAAGUGGAGCUAA